UCAGCACUGAGCUUAUAUCCAGACAACUGGAAACAUCUGCGGCCUUACAGGAGACUAACUGCUGCACGCACACUUUCUACGUACUGUCAGACCCUAAAGAGGAUUUCUGCAGGGAUAUACAACCUACCAGGAAAAAAAAUGAUUUUUGACAAGGUAAAAAAGUUUGUCAUCGUCUUUGACUCCCCGGAGUUGGACUGUCCUCCCGUGUUCAGCAGCGGGGACAUCGUGUCCGGCCGGGUGUUGCUGGAGCUCGGCGGGGAGACCAAAGUGGACUCCCUCAAACUCCACGCUGAAGGUUUCGCCAAAGUUCACUGGACCGAGUCUCGAUCCGCCGGCUCCAGCACCGCGUACACGCAGAACUACAGCGAUGAAGUGGAAUACCUGAACCGGAGAGAUGUGCUGCUGCAGGCAGAUAACGGAGAAGUCACCGUCCUUCCUGCAGGCAGACACGAGUUUCCCUUCAGCUUCCAGCUGCCCGAAGAGACACUGGUCACCUCCUUUGAGGGGAAACACGGCAGCAUCCGUUAUUGGGUCAAAGUGAAGCUCCACAGACCCUGGGCCACAGUCAGGAAACUCAAGAAGGAGUUCACAGUCAUCGAGCCCAUCGACAUCAACACUCCAGCUCUACUGGCGCCACAGGCUGGAACAAAGGACAAAAUGGCCCAAGCAUGGUACCGCAACUUCGGACAGGUGUCGGUAACAGCGAAAAUCGACCGCAAGGGUUACACACCUGGCGAGGUGAUACCUGUUUUUGCGGAGUUCGACAAUUCUACCUCUAGAUCUAUCGUGCCCAGAGCCUACAUCACGCAGACGCAGACCUUCAUCGCUCGCGGCACAAUUAAACAGAAGCGCUCUGUGGUAGCCACCCUGUGUGGUGACAUUGUAGGAGCCAGACGCCGGGAGACCUGGCAUGGCCGUGCCAUCAAGAUCCCACCUGUGGGGCCCUCUAUCCUCCAGUGUCGCAUCAUCAAAGUAGAGUACAUGCUCAAGGUCUGUGUUGACGUUCCUGGAACAUCAAAGCUGAAUCUGGAGCUGCCGCUGGUCAUAGGAACCAUCCCGCUCCACCCGUUUGGCAGCAGGACGUCCAGUGUCAGCAGCCAGUACAGCGUCAACCUGGAGUGGCUGCGUAUGGCCAUCCCUGAGCAGCCUGAGCCUCCUCCAGAUUACAGCUCUGUGGUGACGGAGGAGGAGGCCGAGCAGUGCAACAACAACAACGCCGUGGCCCCGCAGCCGGCCGACGACCUCAGUGGAAUCCUGGAGCGCCCCCUCAUGGCUUUCGUCCAAGAGUUUCGCUUCCGGCCUCCGCCCGUGUACAGCGAGAUUGACCCCAACCCUCAGCCCCUCAACAUGAGACCUCGCUGCAUGACAUGUUGAACCAAACGCCUCGUCUUGGAGUCAAGCGACUUAAAAUUAACCUAAUGAAUCAAGAGAUGUGUCUUCUCCCAGAUUAUUUCUCUCUGAUAAAUGGCACUGGGCCCUAACAAGUGUUAGGGAGAGGGACGAGAGCCCCCACCCCCCAGAGAGGUCAUGAGAGGAGAAGCCCUAAGGAACUGAGUGUCCAAGGAGAAGCUGCCGCUUCAUUUCAAGUCCAUGCAGAAAACUGGACGCUUUCCAAUUCUUCUCAAGGGAAAAUGAACUUCUCUGCACCAGUUCCUGUUCUUCCCAAGUGAUUUCUUCUGUGCUCCAAAGAAUGAGAGCCACGAGUACCUCCCAAUCAUCGGUUCCCUCAUGAGAUUUUUUUUUUAAAGAGAUUUUUCAGAUUUUACUGAGUUUGGGACAUCUUUGGGGGGGAAAUGAUCACUUGUGUUUGUCAUGAUGAGGUGGAAAGUUGGAGCUGCAGUUUGGUGUUUGAACAACGAUCGCUCUUGAUGAGUUGACAUUUGUCUGAAGGCACAUUGUCAACUUGGAAUGGCGUAAAAAAAAGAAGUGCAAUUAUUUCUGUAAUUCCCACUUCCCUUUGAACAACCUACUUUGCUAUGCAUUGUGUGACUCGACACCGGCGUGCCUUUGUAGAUUCCUACCGUUACUUAAGCCACAUACUGUACCUGUAAAAGUGUGAAGGUCAACUAGGCAGAUGUGUUUAUGCAUGAAAAGAUAAAACAGUAUGCUAAAGGGAAAAAAAACAAAACAUCUUUGCCUCAAUGACGUGCAGCAGAGGCGUGCGUGAGAGCUGAGGAGAGUCGCUCUCGUAGAGAUGAAUUGUAACUUAAAAGAACAAGAAACGUUUGUAUGAGUGUCUGCGACGAGUUUAAGGAGACGUGUUGUUGAUGUUGAGCCCGUGGUGCUGACGCGUCAGGUGGCUGUGGUUGGUGCUCUACAGCACAGUUGAACCAAAAAUAGGAGAAACAGUUUGUGUAUAAACCUGCACAAGGCUCAGAUCUGCUCCCUCGGCUGCUAAACAAAAAGGAGGAGACGGAGAGACCUCGGAGCCGCGAGGUCUGGAGCUUUUGAUGGGAGCCAGAUGCCUCGAGGGUUGCGGUGCUUUGUGAUGCUCAUCCAGAGCACAAUGCUCAGGGUUCGAGUGAAGCCUUAAGCUAGAGAUGCCACUGAAGUGCACAGACUAAGAACAUUCCAAAAAAGAGUUUAAAAAAAAAAAAAAACGAACCAGAGGACUGUGUUUUCUCCUCACCUUCCAAAAAAAACUGGUCUUCAGGGUCAGCUGUGCCACUUCCAAGGCACGCACUGAAUAAAAGUGAAUGUAUUUUUAUACCAAUACGACUGUUGAUUUAUAAUCCUGCCAAAGUUUUGUAACUUUUUUUCUAAUAAAAACCUUGAAUGGA
This is a messenger RNA of Cynoglossus semilaevis (tongue sole), 2780 nucleotides long. It is a transcript of the gene arrdc2, whose product is annotated as arrestin domain containing 2. Gene Ontology annotation, cellular component: plasma membrane; cytoplasm. The coding region runs from base 139 to 1374 and encodes 411 amino acids. The transcript has 7 exons. NCBI's taxonomy places the organism in Eukaryota, Metazoa, Chordata, Actinopteri, Pleuronectiformes, Cynoglossidae. The record is from RefSeq and is a predicted model, not a curated record. Gene Ontology annotation, biological process: protein transport.